AUGUCUUCUUCUUGGCCGUGGCAUUUUGUUGCAGUCUCGGAUGCCGAGAAGCAACAACGCCGCGAGCUUCUUACGCUUCGCGGAUAUUACGCCCAGCUGUCAAUUGUCAUUGCCAUUGGCCUCUUUCGAUUAGUUGUUGCAUCGUCUUCUUCUUAUCACCGACGUGAGAAGCCUACGGGACGCUCUCGAUACAAAUCAUGGCUAGACGAACCACUAUUUAACGGAUGGUUUGAGACGCGAAGACAAUAUCUCAUCUGUUCGAUAUGGCUCGUUUGGCUGCUCAGUCUUUCCGCUUGGAAUACAGGUAAUGACUACUUACAUGUCACGAAAGCGCUGGGUCAUGUCGGUCUAUCGCAAUUGCCAUUACAGGUAGCCAUGUCACCAUCUUUUUACGCGACAUCAACACCACGAGCAUCAUCGCUCCUCUCAACUCUAACCUCUAUCCCGCAAUCAACGUUGACAGCGUAUCAUCGUCUCUUCGCGCGCGUAGUCAUCGGCCCAUUACUCCUCGGACAUGCAGUUCUGUACUGCGUAUUCUUCCUGCAGUCGGGUCAUCCCAAUUUCAGUUCUCUGUUCGCCAAGCGCAUUCUUGAUUUGGACGUCCAACUUGGAAUUACCGCAGUGGUGACAGCCAGUGUCAUCAUGAUCACUGCGCGGCCGAAGGGGACGAGUGGUGGAUUAUGGAAGGGCUCCGUUCAAGAGAGACGGAGUGCUUUCUAUGCUGCCCAUAUUUUCCUCGUGAGUGUGAUGUGUCUUGCGGCGUAUUUCCAUGUUGCCCAGGCUCAAGCGUUUGUGCUCGAAUCGUUGGUGGCUUUUGUUGCGAAUUUAGGAUGCUGUUAUAUGACCGCGAAAUAA
Molecule: messenger RNA, 855 nt
Organism: Aspergillus puulaauensis
Lineage: Eukaryota; Fungi; Ascomycota; Eurotiomycetes; Eurotiales; Aspergillaceae
Product: putative metalloreductase Fre8
Exons: 2
Coding region: 1-855 (284 amino acids)
Source: RefSeq, a predicted model, not a curated record